This is a messenger RNA of Triticum turgidum subsp. durum (durum wheat), 366 nucleotides long. The record is from the annotation of a GenBank genome assembly. Lineage: Eukaryota; Viridiplantae; Streptophyta; Magnoliopsida; Poales; Poaceae.
AUGAUUGAAACACAAGCUGGAGACGUAUCGGCCUAUAUCCCCACCAAUGUGAUCUCCAUUACAGAUGGACAAAUUUGUUUGGAAACAGAGAUCUUUUAUCGCGGAAUUAGGCCAGCUAUUAACGUUGGCUUAUCCAUCAGUUGCGUUGGGUCUGCCGCUCAGUUGAAAGCUAUGAAACAAGUCUGCGGUAGUUCAAAACUGGAAUUGGCACAAUAUCGUGAAGUGGACGCCUUCGCUCAAUUUGGGUCAGACCUUGAUGCUGCGACUCAGGCAUUACUCAAUAGAGGUGCAAGUCUUACAGAAGUGCCCAAACAACCACAAUAUGAACCACUUCCAAUUGAAAAACAAAUUAAUUUCUCAAUAUGA